Ogataea philodendri is the source of this 1134-nucleotide messenger RNA. RefSeq lists its product as uncharacterized. Gene Ontology annotation, molecular function: protein binding. The record is from RefSeq and is a predicted model, not a curated record. Gene Ontology annotation, cellular component: cytoplasmic side of plasma membrane. NCBI's taxonomy places the organism in Eukaryota, Fungi, Ascomycota, Pichiomycetes, Pichiales, Pichiaceae. The transcript has a single exon. The coding region runs from base 1 to 1134 and encodes 377 amino acids. Gene Ontology annotation, biological process: cell surface receptor protein tyrosine kinase signaling pathway.
AUGUCCAGAAUCCAGCGAGCUCGGCCGUCGUCGAUCGUCCUUGCACACUCGAACCGUGACAUCGCGUCCAAUGACAUCGUUUCGUGGAACAACGACCAGGUUUUGCUCUGGCUGAAGAACAAGCAAUACACUAUCGAAUUGAUCGAUCUGUUCAAAACUCACAACAUCACCGGUAUGACUUUGCCUUUUUUGAACACGGAGGAACUCCGAGAAAUGGGGAUCAACCAGCUGAACGUCCGUCUCAAGCUGAUGGCGGAUAUCAGCGACCUGUUGAUGGAGAAGAACAUGAACCUGCUCAGAUUCAACACUGAUCCACUUGCUGCGGAACUGCAGACCCUGGUGAUCUCCACCAAUAUCGUUUCGACGAUCGCUAAUUCAGUCACGGAAGGGCUGCUGUCCUCUAAUGGAGGGUCCACCAGAAAGCUCACUGAUCAGUUUAAUAAACUGAAAGAGGACCUCCUUCCGGUGUUAAAGGAGAUCAAGGACAAAAAACCCCUUCCAACCCCAGAUAGGGUGUCCCCAAGCCAGAUUUCUCACCACCAGAACCAGCUUCAAUCCACUAUCGUUUCCCAGUCGAUCCCCGCGCAGGGCAUGCUGCGGAAACAGCACUCUGCUCCAAGCUCCUCAGGCUUGCGCAAGUCGUUAUCCUCUCCACCAAUAAUCUCGCCAAUUCUCCCGGAGCAGGCUCAGUUUGGCGGGUCCCAGACCAACGUCUCGACGCACUCUCCACGCUCGCCGUCGAAACAGUCGUCCACCCCAACAAUCCAGAGAAUGCACAAGCCAAACAGACUCUCUAGCUCCACCUCCAUGGGCACGAUCCCAACCAUGACCAGUGCCAACGCAUCCUCAGACCCGUUGAAGCAGUUGCGAGUAAAAACAGAAGAUUCAUGCUACAAGAUCCUGCAGGCUGCCAUGAAACGGCAUAACCUCCACUCGUCAGACUGGAAGAAAUACGCUCUGGUCAUCGUUUACGGUGGAGACCAAGAAAGAGUUCUUGGAUACGAUGAGAAGCCAGUCGUCGCAUACAGAGAAUUGCAGGAGCUAGGGCUGAACCCGUCGAUUAUGCUCCGUCAGGUUGAGGAGUCUGAUGAUCUGGACUCAAUGAACUACGAAACCCCGGGGGGAAGACUCUAG